Cladocopium goreaui is the source of this 1749-nucleotide messenger RNA. NCBI's taxonomy places the organism in Eukaryota, Dinophyceae, Suessiales, Symbiodiniaceae. The record is from the annotation of a GenBank genome assembly.
AUGUGGCAACACUUUGAAAAGGAAGUGAUUUUGGUUCCAGUGAUCAUCGGCAUUGCAGCACCACGGAGCUUUGCGGCCAUGGAGUGCUUCAGCAAGGAAAUCAUCUUCUGGUUCUUCUGCUUCGGUGUGCCAAUGUUUAUGGCAUACAAUGGCGGUGCCACAGCUGCCACCGUCGAUACGAUCCAGAAGGUGGGCGGCUGGAGCCCCACGGGCAUCGGCUUACUGGGAGCCAUGGACAAGAUUGGCAUCACCAUGUCUGCUGGCAUUUGGGGCUACGUCCUACAGCAUGUGCCUUCGAAAGUUCUCCUUUCGGCAGGUCUCUUGGUGAAUGCCGUGUCUGUCGCAGUGUUUGCGGUCACCCAAAAUGGCUACUUGAUGUACACCACGAAGAUGUUGAUCGGAUUUACCGAGGGCCUGCAGUGGGUCUGGGCCCCUCUGUGGGUAGCCCGAUGGGCCGAUGAAGAGAAGUUGCCGCUCUGGAUCAACCUCAGCGGCUGCGUGGCGGCCGGGGUGGGCAACGGCGUUGGCAUGCUCUUGGCAGGGUCGAGCACAGCAAAUGGGCUUCCUUAUGCCUUCCCGUUCCAGGUGGAGGCCGCCGUCCUGCUGCUCCUGUUGCUGCUGAUGGUCAUGGUACCUACCGAGAAAAUGGCCAUAACUAGCUGUCUGAAAGUGGACCAGGUGAAGAAUGAGAUCAUGGACUCAGACCGCAAGAUCCGCACCUAUUCCGAUGAUCUGAUGAACCUCAGCAUCGACCAUCCGCCCAGUCGCCAGUCCUCAGAGGCCCGAGCCCGGCCGCGGAUCCGUUCGGGCAGUUUUCUGCAUCCCGUGAUGGUGGCGGAAGACAUGAGCAUCCGGCAACAGUUGGAGGAGCUAUAUAGCAAUAAACUCUACUGUCGCUCUGCCAUGGCCUUCGCCUCUUCGAACUACGUCAACGCAGGCUUAGCAUUCAUUUGGAUCCGUCUCUUCAUUGAGCUUUGGACCAUGGAGAAGCAGCUGUCGGUGGUCAGCUAUCUACUGCUCACCGGCGUAGGCGGUGCACUUGGCAUUUGCCACAGCAGUGGCAUAGAGGGUAGCCACGACCCCAGGCUCACCCUGGCGUACCUCAGGAAGGCCAUGUGCUAUUCCUGCCUUGGAGCUGUCAUGACAAUGGUCGGUUUGUCGCUCCAACUGAUCCAUGGUGACAUUCGCCACAUCUUCCUGAUAUUGACAUGGUUCGGCGUCGUCUUGCUGUGUAUGGGCAUCGCCAGUACCACGGGCCUCAUACAGAUCGUGUGCAACAACUCGGUGGAAGAUGAGAAGGUCAGAAGUUUUGGAGUCGGCCUGGCGCAGGGCAUCAACAACUUCUUUGGGAAUUGUUUUGGUCCCUUACUGCCACAGAUGGUCAUGGACCUGCUCAUUGCGGCUUUUCACCUCAAUGAGAAGCACGCGCUUUUUUCAGGUGCCGUGUCAGUGGUAUGUAUCGCCUUUGCAGUUUUGGGCUACGUCAUAGCGGCCUUGCGAGCUGUUGAGCAUGGCCAGCCGGCUGCUCCAAUAGAGGCGCAAAGGAUGCAAGUUGUACCUGAGGACCAUGCCACCGUCCGAGAAUUCUCGGGCGCGAAGGCCAGUGGACCUCGCAAGCAGAAACUGUGGCGCAUCAGAGAUCCGGAAAGGCUGGAAGGGGCUGCAGUGUGGCGCAAGCCCAGGGCUGCCAUGGAAAUCUUUCUCUUGGUGCCGAUCAUCACAGAUGUCUGGACUGCUCACAUCAUUUUG